AGAGCUGGAGUCUGUGCUGCAGUCUGCAGAAGUUUUACAAGAAAGACACAACAGUUCAUCAAGAUGACAUCUUUUGAUGUUGGAAAAUUAAUAGUUCUCAUAGAGGAACGUCCCAAUCUAUGGGACACGAGGUGCGAUGCGUACCAUGAUCGGAUACGCAGAGACCGCUCAUGGGGAGAAAUAGGAAAAGAAUUAGCCGGAUCUGAAUGGGACAAGGUGGAUUCAAAGAGAAGACAGAACAAAAUAUCCAAAAUAAAAACACGAUGGAAUACCUGCCGGGAUCAAUUUCGUCGAGAACUGAAUAUGAAAAAAAAGCGCGGAGACGGAUCUUUGUCGAAAAAACCUUAUUUAUAUACUAACCAGCUCCAAUUUUUGAGGCCUAUUAUGGAAAUAAGACCAACUGUUGACAAUCUGGAGGAAGAACCAGCUGAAUCCCGUUCUUCUUUUGAACGAUGCGGUGAAGCAGUAGAACAUGGAUCUGAUCCAGAAGUACAAGCUUCUCAAACUGCCGUGGAUCCCGAAUUAUCCCAGCCUCCUGAUAUUUCCCAGCAAGACCAACCUGCAAGGCCUGGGACCACAGAGCAGGCAGGAGCAGAUUCGCAACGUCAUUCAUCUGGUAGACGUCAGAGGGCCCCUCACCAUGAUUAUGCUUUGGAUACUCGAGCCAUCAUUGAUUUAAGGGCGCUCGAGUAUCUAAAUCAGAAUCGUGGUGAGAGUAAGGAGGAAGGUUUAUUGAGGGGUUUAGCCCCCUAUAUGAGGCGUGUUCCAGAUGAACGACAAACGUGUUGUAUAGCGGCUUUAGCAAUGUUGCUGGACCUAUUUGCAGGGCCUAGUGAACCAAUGAAUGUAGUGCAUCAUAUUGAAAAAGCACGCGAUGAUUUAGUUACAGGUGUGCUACAUCUCAGCCAACCAACCAACUCCUCUUCCUCCUCCAAGGAUUUUUGGUAGUAGCCAAGGAUAUUCUAGAGAUUAAUAUUACGGAGGGGAAUACCCAUGUUCUGGAAAUGUUGCUGAGGCCAGACGUCCUCCAUC
Molecule: messenger RNA, 1032 nt
Organism: Bufo bufo (common toad)
Lineage: Eukaryota; Metazoa; Chordata; Amphibia; Anura; Bufonidae
Exons: 3
Coding region: 64-948 (294 amino acids)
Biological process (GO): regulation of transcription by RNA polymerase II
Cellular component (GO): transcription regulator complex; nucleus
Source: RefSeq, a predicted model, not a curated record